Molecule: messenger RNA, 819 nt
Organism: Acanthosepion pharaonis
Lineage: Eukaryota; Metazoa; Mollusca; Cephalopoda; Sepiida; Sepiidae
Source: the annotation of a GenBank genome assembly
AUGGCGGAACCGGACAGCCGCUCACUGUCAGUGCCUGACACAAGUAAGAAAAAUUGUAGCGAUGUCAAAAAUGGCAUCGAAACCGAAAAGAAGCGUUUACCCGAGAGGAAAGGACAGAAGGCAUUUUGUUGUGUCCCUUUUUGCCAUAAUUCAUCACGUAAGAACCCCAAACUGCAUUUUCACUCUUUCCCCAAAGAGUACAAAGUUAUUACUUCUGGGGAACUUGCUGGUCAGAACUUGAGACAAGUUUGGGUAAAUAAGAUUAAAAGAGACGAAAAAGAACGGAACAAUUUUCGGAUCACAAAAGACACCCUUGUGUGCAGCGAGCACUUCAAUACUGAAGAUUACCGUCCCCGUACAAAACGGAACCGUCUUUAUGGACAGCCAGGACAUUCUCUUAUGCUCAAAGAGAAUGCCAUCCCUACACUUCUUCCCAGCACAUUAGGUGCAGCUGCAAAAGUCAUUCAAAACAUGCGGUGUUUCAUUGAUGAAAUACAGUCAAAUCACCUGUGGUUUUCUUUGGAACGCCUUGGAACAGACAGUUCUCUCAUUGAACAUUAUACAGGCUUCAUGUCUUAUAGAAACGAGUCGGAAGAUAAUUUUCAAAGUUUUUCAAAUGUAGAAGAUUCUGCUUCCACUCCUCCAUCUAAUGACGAAGUCUUGCACCUGCGAUGGAACGUUGAACAAGCAAUGGAAAGAAUCGCAUCCAAUGCUCUCUUUGUGAAAACCCCUACCACAUUUGUGAUGAGCCUGAUUUCAAAGAUGUGGGUAGUGGCCUCCCUUCUUUCUAAUUUUCAGGGGCCUUAUUCCAAAGAUUAA